Molecule: messenger RNA, 2688 nt
Organism: Anopheles maculipalpis
Lineage: Eukaryota; Metazoa; Arthropoda; Insecta; Diptera; Culicidae
Exons: 11
Coding region: 1-2688 (895 amino acids)
Biological process (GO): proteolysis
Molecular function (GO): serine-type endopeptidase activity
Source: RefSeq, a predicted model, not a curated record
AUGCAGUUCAUCAGACAGAGUGUAGUUGUGCUUAUAUUGCUAUGCAAUCGUUAUAGCAAUGGCGAUACAACGUCCAUGGCACAAUUGGCGAACGAACGUCAGAUAAACGCCAUAGAACUAGCGAUGAUGCCUAAUAUUCGUGAAUCAUUAGAUGAUUGUCAUAUGAGAUAUUACAAAUACGACUUACCAAAAGAAGAGUAUUCCGUUUACGAUCGACCUCGCUUAAAGUUCCGAGAGCUCCCCCAUCUGGCCAUGAUUGGCUGGACCGGUUUGGAUGGUACCGUAGGAUGGAACUGUAUGGGAGCACUAGUGUGGGAGAAUUUCAUUUUAACAUCAGCAAGCUGUACGCAGAACGAAAAUCGGAUAGCUCCCGAUGUGAUGCGCAUGGGGAAUCCCGGUGAGGAGCAACAGAUAAAGAUUGGCGAAGUUAUACGCCAUCCGGAAUAUAGAGAGAGUGACCGACAACACAAUAUUGCUUUGUUGCGCUUGGAAUCAAAGGUUCAACUUGAUGGUACGGCUGUGCCUGUGUGUCUUUGGACAGAAGAAGAGAAUCACUUCCGUAGUAUGGAAGCGGUCAGAAGAAAUGAUUUAGGAACUUCAAUCCCUACUAAAGUUACUGUUCGUCCUGUGCCGGGUAGUUGUGAUGCAGGAUCUAGUAACGCCACCGUACAGAGAUCUGAGCUGUGCGUAGACAGUGGUGAAACGGAUUCAUGUAUGUGGAUUGCUGGCGGAUUUCUUCAAGUAUCACUGCUCCACAGUGCCAAGGUGUCUCCAUACCUGAUUGCGAUCAGUUCCUCGUCCAGUGGUUCCUGUGCACGAUCAAAAUCUACUGAAUACACAAAAGUUUUCUCCUACUUUGAGUGGAUACAAUCAACCAUUGAGGCUGCAGGAACAUCAGCGUGGGCAUGGAAAUUGAGAGAAACUGGAUGUGCUCUUCGCUACAUUAACUUAAGACCCUAUGAGAAGGAUGUGAUAAUAGGCGAAACGGCGUCUCACUAUACAGUAUCAUCGGCUAGAAGGUACAUUGACCCAAGAGAUACACAUGCAAUGGCUGAAAUACAUUUCACUGGAUUCAAUUCCAACGUGGAUGAUUGUAAUGGGCUGAUAAUAGACGAGGACACCGUACUGACGUUGGCCCAGUGUACGACGAAACAUGGAAAACGUGCCACAUACGUAAAGUACAUGUACAACGAAGAGAAUACUGUUGUAAAACAUUACAAUCAUCCGGGCUAUCGUGAUGGACAGCUAUACAAUGACAUCGGACUGUUGAAGGUGAAAAUGCGCUUCACCUUCUUUGAGUACUUUGUACCGCAAUGUCUUUGGCAUGGUGAAGAGAUUCCUCAAGAGAAGAUUGAAUUGACUGGUAAAGGAAGAGAAGAUCUUAACACCCUCUUCAUACACGAUGAACCUGUGGAAGUGUUUUACCCACAAACCAUUCGUCUGACUCCACGUGUUGAGGUACUUCCAUUUGACAACUGUUCUUACCCGGAAGAAAUUUCGAAGAACCUACCAAGAGGAUUAACUGAGGAACAUUUGUGCUUUGGCAACGAACCAUACCUAGUGCCAACCACGUGUACACAAACGUUCGGUGGUCCGAUCGGAGGGUUAGCGUACAGAUUCAACCGAACAUUUCGAUAUGCGUUCGCACUUAACUUAGCCGGCCGUGAUUGUGGUUUCGGAUGGGCGGCAUUAGGUGUGCGGCUCGCAUCGCACAUUGACUGGUUGAAAUCAAUGUUGCUACCAGGUCACAAAGCGGAUAGUGGAUCAGUUCACUUUUUGCAUUCCGAUUUGGAAGAAAACGAUACUUGCCGGCAUGUGGAUGGUACGAUUGGAGUGUGUGUGGAUGCUGGUAGAUGUCCCCGAAUUCGGUACGAAUUUUCGGUCAACCGUCAGGUGGUGUUUUGUAGCUCGUCUAGCGUUGUUUGCUGUCCGUAUGAAAAUUUGCUGAAUGAAACAAGCGUUGCUGGUCGGGAGCUGGACGAGUGUGAGGAUCGCUACAAGGAGGAACGGAAACUUUCAACCGAACGUUUGUUUGGCAACGGUCCUCUGAGUGAUGACUUUCCUCAUCUGGUUGAAAUCGGUUGGCAGGCUAGUGGCGAUACAAAUGUUCAAUGGAAUUGUCGAGGAACCAUUAUCGCAUCCAGCGCUAUUUUGACUAGCGCAAAGUGUGUAAAGCAACAAACAAACUCACCUUCUCUGGUUCGACUUGGAGUGAACAAUGCAGCUCCGGUUAUGGAUGUGCAGGAAACGAUCAUGCAUCCCGAGUACGAUAGAGCUACUGGCAAGAAUGAUAUAGCAGUAGUUAAAUUGAGACACUCAAUAGAAAAAAGAUCAACAACGAAAUAUCCUGCUUGCAUUUGGAGCAAUCAAACUCAUACUCCGUUUGAAAUGAUUCAACUCAUAAUAAAUGAAUCGGGCGAAGACUACGUUUUCUCCACAGCUAAAUACAACACGGAUUGUGGCGAUUCCGAAACAGAAAUAGCUUCCCGGCAGCUUUGUGUUGAUGUGCAUCCUCCCAACACAGUAGUAACGGAAGGAGAUCCAAUGUUUUGGACCAAAACAUUAGCGGACGGUACAAUGGCGCAGUAUUUGGUUGGAAUUAUGAGUCACACUGCUGCUAACGAUGGGUCAGUGAAAAUCCACCAUAGAAUGUCGUCUUACGUUGGGUGGAUAAAGAGUAUUUUGUAG